AUGAAGCAUUUGUUAUUAUUUCACAUAACCGCGUUGCUUCUGCUUCUACAUACCUCAGUACAACUUAAUGGUGCGAAACAAGAGUCAUCCAAUUCGUACGAUAUUAUUUGCACUUUACAAAGUUUAACAGAUAAUUUGAAGAUAGAUGAAUUGGUUCUUUCCAUAUCUGACUAUGAAAUAGAGGAACAAAUAACUUCAGUUGUCGAGGAGUUAUCACUUGAUCGUGGAACAAUCACUGAAUAUGUGAACUGCUUGAAAUUAAUAAUGAAAGAGCAGUCAGAGUACGAUUUUAAAGAAGAGUUUCAGAGCAUAAUAUCCGACAUAAAUUCAUUUGAUAUAAAGGUGUCCGAAUCUUCCAUUCUACAAGAGUGCCUGAACACAGAAAUGACUAAUUAUAGAGCUUCAUUGUUAACAAGUAAAAGAUGUGAAAUACCUGAACCGAAAACUCACGAAGAAAUUUCCCAGUUACUUACAUUAGUUUUCAAAAGAUACGAAAUUGUAACGAAUUACAAUAAACAUUUACUGAAACAUCGUCUUCUAACAAAUAUUGUCAAUGAAGUUAAUCGUCGAAACACAAAAGUGUGAAUUUCUAGAUGAUGGUCGAAAGUUGUCGAAG
Molecule: messenger RNA, 616 nt
Organism: Schistosoma guineensis
Lineage: Eukaryota; Metazoa; Platyhelminthes; Trematoda; Strigeidida; Schistosomatidae
Source: the annotation of a GenBank genome assembly